Molecule: messenger RNA, 1456 nt
Organism: Venturia canescens
Lineage: Eukaryota; Metazoa; Arthropoda; Insecta; Hymenoptera; Ichneumonidae
Gene: CSN8
Product: COP9 signalosome subunit 8
Exons: 4
Coding region: 156-716 (186 amino acids)
Biological process (GO): COP9 signalosome assembly; protein deneddylation
Cellular component (GO): COP9 signalosome
Source: RefSeq, a predicted model, not a curated record
UUAUGAAUUCUGGGGGAGAAUUGCUCGUUUUCGUAAAUUGUUUUCAAUUUUGCUUUGAUAAAAUCACUUUUUCAAUUCACUUGCAAUUUCGGUACGUCGAUCUUUUGCCUUGAUGAUAAAAGUCGUUUUCCUUCGCGAUUACAACAAAUCUCAUCAUGGUAUUGAAUGAAGUUGAGAAUCUACUGAGCGAGCUUGAGAAAGCCGAACUGGAGGCUGCCACGGGAGCUCUCCCUGCGCAAACUUACACUCAACUUUUAGCGCUUUACCUUCACGAAAAUGAUCUCUGCAACGCCAAGUUUUUGUGGAAAAGGAUUCCAACCAACAUCAAAACGAGCACCCCAGAAUUACUGAAAAUUUGGCAAGUUGGACAAAAAAUGUGGAAACGUGAUUGGUCUGCGGUACAUGCCGCUUUGAACUGUGAAUGGAGCGAAGAUGUUCGAAAUAUCAUGAAUGCUUUGAAAGAGAACGUACGCGAGCGAGCAAUGUCCCUGAUUUCGGAAGCAUAUUCCUCGGUGGAAUUAUCAGCUGUGAGUUUGAUGACGGGUUUGACGGCAGAGGAAGCGCGCAGUGCAGUUCUCGAUCGUGGCUGGGGCCUGGAAGAUACAACUGUGAAGCCACGAAAAUGCGAUCGAGAGCAGAGCAACGCAACGAACGCGAGUUUGACGGAGGACCAGCUUUACAAGCUCACGCAAUUCGUUUCGUUUCUGGAAAACUAGUUUCUCCGUUACUUGUAAAUAUAAAUCCCAGUUUCAAGAUUAUUUUUUAUUUAUUUUUUCAAGUUUUCAGAAAUAAAGAAGCAAAAAAGAUUGAUAAAAUUCUUUAAAAUAAUUUGUACGGUUCGAGGAAUAAUAAUUCGAUUGAAAAAGUCAUUGAAAUAGUCGAUUCAGAUUGAACAAAUAGUUUUGGUAAUCCACAAGAGUGAAAAUAGAAAAAAAUGUCUCCGGGCUCGAUCGUAAUUCACGUAGGAGAGCGGCGAGAACCGAUCGCUGUGUGUGACCUCUUUGCACGGAAGAGACUCGAGACGACGAUCUCUCGCCGUGGCUUAACUCGCGGAGAGCGCAUCCAAGACACCAGCCGCGACCUUUGCUACAAUCUUACGCUCUCCGUGACGUUCUCUCUCUCUCUCUCUCUCUCAAAAAAGAAAAAAUCCUCACUACGAAGUUGUAGGUGUACGGAAUAUUUAUCCACAGGCUUUUUCGUCCAGAGUCGAAUCUCGUCGCUCGAGAGUCGUCGAGAAACGAUCGAGAGGUUGAAAAAAAAUUGUAAAUUCAAUCAACUUCUCAAAACACGAAUAAACACUCAGAAUUCAAAAACAUGAAAAAUCAUUUUGUUUAUUCACAGUAAAAAAUGAAUUCUGAAUGUAAUUGAGUUUAAAAUUUCUACUGAAAUUUAAUAAAGAAUCGAAAAAUUGUAGGUGCUGAAAAAAAGUGUGAUCGAGCAAUAUUGUAAAAAUGAA